GAGCUAUUCAUUUGCGCAAGCCGGCGAGCGCUUCUUUAGAUUUUGAAGAGUAGGAGAGAGAGGCCCUGAAGAAGAAGAAGAAGAAGAACGACCAGAGGCUGUCGUCUUCGUUCUGUAUUCUGUGUGGAGAGAGAGAGACAGAGAUGGAUAUGGAGUGGUGGGUGUCACAGCCGAAGAUCGAACUACACGCUCACCUAAACGGAUCAAUUAGAGAUUCUACAUUGCUUGAACUUGCUAGAGUUCUGGGUGAAAAAGGCGUCCUAGACAUCGCUGGGUUGGAGCAUGUCAUCAAGAAAAAUUGUCGUUCUCUUCCAGAGUGUUUCAAGUUGUUUGAUCUGAUCCAUGUACUCACUACCGAUCAUGCAACUGUAACCAGGAUAACUAAAGAAGUUGUUGAAGACUUCGCUGCUGAGAACAUUGUGUAUUUAGAGCUAAGAACAACACCAAAGAAGAACGAAUCUAUAGGGAUGAGUAAACGCUCUUACAUGGAUGCGGUGAUAAGGGGUUUAAGGACUGUCGAUGCAGUUGAUGUUGCUUUCAUCCCUUCUCAAACAAGCUCCGAGAAUUCGAUAACACCUGUCACCGGUGCAUGUGAAACAACAAGGAAAAAGAUAUACAUUCGUCUUCUUCUCAGCAUUGAUCGUCGUGAAACGACUGCAGCUGCAUUGGAGACUGUUCAACUGGCACUAGAAAUGAGGGAUUUGGGGGUAGUCGGUAUUGAUCUUUCUGGAAAUCCCAUUGUGGGUAAAUGGGAGACAUUCUUGCCAGCACUAAAAUUUGCCAAGGAACAAGGUCUCCUUGUUACUCUUCACUGUGGAGAGGUCCCCAAUAGGAAGGAAAUCCAAGCAAUGCUGGACUUUGUUCCCCAGAGGAUUGGCCACGCCUGUUUCCUUGAAGAAGAAGACUGGGAAAAGUUGAAGUCAUCUAAGAUUCCAGUCGAAAUUUGUUUGACAUCCAACAUCAUGACUCAGACCAUUGCUUCCCUUGAUGAUCAUCAUUUUGUUGAUCUCUACAACAUGAAGCAUCCAUUAGUCUUGUGCACCGACGAUGCAGGGGUGUUUUCCACCAGUCUUUCCCAGGAAUAUAGUAUUGCAGCAUCUUCAUUUGGUAUUGGCAAGUGGGAAAUGUUUCAGCUGGCAAGGGAUGCUAUAGAAUUUGUGUUUGCAGAUGAUACUGUGAAGAAGGAUCUGAGAGAAAUAUUUGAUUCAGCUGAGAGGAAGCUUCGGAUAUGAGUUUAUAUGCAUGCAAAAGCAAUAAGUGGGAUAACAAUUGGCACUUGGAAAUUUAGAAUUUAGAUGCCAUGAAGGACCUGAACAGUUUGAUUUUCUUAGAAAUAUGGCAGAUAUCAUUCUUGUUAUUGAUAGAAUGCUAGCACACUUGUACUGGAUGGAAACUAUAAUUUUCUGAUGAAAUCAAUUCCAUAUAUUGUAGACUA
Messenger RNA from Nelumbo nucifera (sacred lotus), 1435 nucleotides. RefSeq names its product N6-mAMP deaminase-like. The record is from RefSeq and is a predicted model, not a curated record. NCBI's taxonomy places the organism in Eukaryota, Viridiplantae, Streptophyta, Magnoliopsida, Proteales, Nelumbonaceae. Gene Ontology annotation, biological process: adenosine catabolic process; inosine biosynthetic process. Gene Ontology annotation, molecular function: adenosine deaminase activity.